Prunus avium (sweet cherry) is the source of this 1479-nucleotide messenger RNA. Lineage: Eukaryota; Viridiplantae; Streptophyta; Magnoliopsida; Rosales; Rosaceae. The record is from RefSeq and is a predicted model, not a curated record.
AUGGGGCGCAAGCGUAAGUUGCUGGGGGCAUCUGCAAGCUGUGAAGCUCAAGGAAAUUGUUCAGAAUGUGUGACGUCAGACAGAUUCAGUGAUCUUCCAGAUGAAGUUGCUCAUCAUAUCCUUUCCUUGCUCACUUUCAAAGACCUCACUCGAGUGGGUGCCGUCUCGAAAAGAUGCAGACAAUUACAUCUAUCAGUUCCGGUAGUAGAUUUUCGCUCACAUUGGCAUUGGCUGGGCCGGCGGGAAAACUACGUGCAUAAUCUGAGGCUGAUGAGUUCUAUGGAAAGAUACUUGUUAUGUCGUGGUGAUAACAGGAUGCAGCGCUUCUGCAUGGAUUGGAAUUUCUCUUUAACCAGAAGAGCAACGCAGGAUUAUUUUCGAGUCAUUACGUGGAUUCAUAAUGCACUAAGGUGUAAUGUUGAAGAGCUUGAUCUUUGUAUUUCUGGUGUGCCCUCGUUUUCGUUGCCACCCUUUCUUCCUCAAUCUUUGCGCUCUUUAUCAGUGCGUUUGAGUAUGGUAAUUUUCAAAACGCCGUCUCUAUCAAUUCCUAGUAAUCUCCGUUACUUGAAACUGGUAUUAGUUAAAAUAGAAGACGAGAGGUUUUUCAAAUGGAUCACAUGUUGCUGCAAAUGCAUUAAGCAGUUAGAGCUUGUUGAUAUUCAAGGGAUACGAAAUAUCACCAUUGAAAGUUCGUCUUUGGAAUACUUUCAUGGUUUCAUUCAAAAUGACAUCUUGCAUGUGAAUAUCUCUGGUGAGAAGCUUGAAGGGAUAGAUAUAUGUCUAUGGUUUCAUAGCUAUCAAGAAACAAGCAGCAAUUCACUGAAGAUUUUUGCUCCAAAUCUUAAAAACUUGAACUGGAACAGCAGCAAUGGGAGGUAUAGCCCAAAUCUGGGAAAACUAAAGAGUUUGGAAAAAGUUCAGCUUUUUUUAGACCCUUGGGUAAAUGAACUUGACAAGGUUCUUUGCAGUAUAUGCUCGGCAAAAGAUCUUAUUAUAAACGAGAGGACCAUUAAGGCUAUUUUCAAGGAUGGUUCCACGGCAGUACCAAUAUUAGAUAAUAUUUGUAACUUGACUGUGCAUUUUACGAGCUUGAAUGAUGACCUUGUUCCAGCUGUGGCCUCUCUUCUCAAAGGAAUGCCUAAUUUGAAUUUUUUGUCCAUGAAGACUACUAGCUCACUGAGCCGGGAUGCCCAAACUUCAGCUGGCUUUGGUAUAGAAUACUGGAAACUACAGAACCUUGCUUUUCUUCAUCAGCUGAAGGAGGUAACCAUAGAGUAUCCCAACAACGUGUCUAAUGAACUCGAGUUUGCAAGGUAUAUCCUCGAGCAUGCUCAAAAUUUGAAGAAAAUGGUCAAUCUUCUUCAUUUUGAAGAUACGCAAUUCGAAGUUGUAGCAAGGAUGGUGAGUAGGAGCAAGAUGAUUUCCACUGCCACAGUUGUCAUUGGCUUUCUAGGAUGUAAGAAAAGGAAGAAUCUUUGA